Cladocopium goreaui is the source of this 825-nucleotide messenger RNA. The record is from the annotation of a GenBank genome assembly. NCBI's taxonomy places the organism in Eukaryota, Dinophyceae, Suessiales, Symbiodiniaceae.
AUGUCGGACCGUGACAUUCUUCGGUUUCUUUGGUCCGAAGAUGCGCAAGGUGGCAAAGCAGUUGGUCGCGGCUGGGCUGAAUGGCGGCAGGAGAAAGCAAAGUUGAUGUUGGCUGCAAAGGGUGAAAAGAAUGAAUGGUGGAGAACAGGUGAUGCUGAAGAAUGCAUUUGGCAUGGCAAGCUCUACAAGUGGAGUGCUGCUGCGCUGGCUUGGGAGGAAGUGCCAGCGGCGCCAGAGGUCAAAGUAGAGGAGCCAAACACGGUCCCCGCAAAGAGAAGUAGUGCCCAUGUCGUGGAACCUACUAUCUUGCCCAUCGGCAAGACAGCAACCGCCAGUCAAUCCUCCGCCGGAGGCGGAAAGUUUGCCAAGGUCCAGGUGGUGGAGCCUACUAUCAUUCCCAUCAGCUUGACAUCUGCUCCCAGCCAGCCGGGCAUACCUGCUGCUGCUUCGUCUGCAAGACUUGCGCCAGCCGAGCAGCCAAGUCCUGAGGCUCUUGCGCCGGGGAUGCCAAAGGCUGCAGGGCAGCCACCUAUGCCUACUGCCGAAGUUUUGCACCCGAAGUCCUUCGAGUUGAAAGCAGGCGAAGCUGUCUUUCAGAAUCAUUUGUACAAACUGACUCAUGAGGGUGACAAAUGGAUCCGCCAGCGGCCAUUGUCGGCCGAUGAAAUUUUGCAGAUAGUAAAUGCCCCCGCUCAUCCGACGCGCCAGCUAGAUGUGACUGUGUACACCAAAACCUUGCAAGAAUGGCAAGAAAAGAAUUUUCCUGGCUGCCCAGAAUUGGUGAGUGCCAUAGUAGAAUGCUUGGAGGCGAAGAAGCUGCGCUGA